Messenger RNA from Drosophila suzukii, 1155 nucleotides. RefSeq names its product forkhead box protein P2. The record is from RefSeq and is a predicted model, not a curated record. Lineage: Eukaryota; Metazoa; Arthropoda; Insecta; Diptera; Drosophilidae.
UCUCAUUCAACAUUAGAAAUUUGAACCGGCAACAUCAGACCCUAAAUCUUAUCGUAAAAUCCUUAGCAAAAAUUCCAAAUUUAACAAGCAUAUGACAUAAGAUUUUGUGAAGCAAAUCUAUAGUGUUUUUUAAAUAGUUAUGCAGCGCUCGACUUAUCCACUGAUAGCCCGUAACCUUGUGCGGUCCCGUUUGCAGGGGUUAAUUGGCGGUGCUCUGAACGAUUUUCGCAGGACCAUGGCAUCAGAUUCGUGGGGUCAGGAUGGCAGUGGAACUGGAAGCGGGAGUGGCAGCAGUGGUUCCAAAACCUCAAGGGUGGCAACACCGCGGGCCAGUGCCACAUCAACGGUGAUUAACGAUGCGGGCUCCUAUUCGCGUGGCACGUAUACGGGUGCCCUCGAGCGUCGCAUCAAUCGGGAGGAUAAUAUGUGGCGGGAUCGUAGCUAUAUCGAUACAAAAUGGCUUAAUCCCCGCGAUCCAACCGCCUAUCGACCGAAUUUUCGCCAAACUGAGCCAACAUCGCUGCGAAAGCAGUUCAUGCGCAGUCCGGAUGAGAUAUCACGUGAGGUGAUGGGUCGCGAUUGGGAGGAGACCGUGAAGACCUAUAAACGUAGUUCCACCGCCAUGAAUGCCCAAAAAGGUGGGGGGCGCAACGAGGCGUGGCAGGCUGCGGAUACCACACGUAAUCGCCAGCAACAUUUGCAAAUGAUGCAAAUGCAACAGCAACAGGAACAGCAGCAAAAGCAACAACAGCAACAGCAACAAAAGAAACAGCAACAACAGAAUUAUUGGGGCAGAAACAUGGAACCACCCCAGGAUCAGUAAUCUCCGUCCAAAAGUCAACGCCUAACAUGCCAGUCGAAACAGAAAUCUGUCAAUAUAUCCAUAUACAUACCAUAUAUUAUCGCAGUCAAGCAGAGUCGUGCUAAAGAUCCAGUAUCCAAUGAUCCAGUAUUCCGAUUCCGUCAUAAUUGACAUUUGUUUCAGUCAUUCAGAUGAUGAUAGCAAAAAUGCGAUAACCGCUGGACCUAGUUAUUUUUGGCAGAUCUAUCAUGUAAAUUGAAUCAAAUGAUUUGGAACGUCGAAUGGUUUUGGGAAUUGGAAAAACAGAAAUUUCUCAUGAAAAUAUAGAUAUCAUGUACAAUUGUCGAAUAGUA